This is a messenger RNA of Piliocolobus tephrosceles (Ugandan red Colobus), 1787 nucleotides long. It is a transcript of the gene C19H22orf15, whose product is annotated as chromosome 19 C22orf15 homolog. The transcript has 4 exons. The record is from RefSeq and is a predicted model, not a curated record. The coding region runs from base 290 to 859 and encodes 189 amino acids. Lineage: Eukaryota; Metazoa; Chordata; Mammalia; Primates; Cercopithecidae.
CCAUGGAGACCAGCUUGGAAGCUUAGGGGAGCUGCUGUGGCCCAGGGCUCAGUGGGGAGGAAUAGGAGGCCAGGAGUCUUGGACUAGCUGCAGGGUUUGAACUAGGCUGAAGCAGCAGAACCACAGAGGUGGCUGAGCAGGGGUGUGACCCUGGGGCCACCUAGCCCCACUCACACACCCACUUCUCCCUCCAGAGCCCUGCCCUGAAGCAGGUCUCUGCUCCAGGCCUUUCCUUAGUUGGGGAAUCGGGAGUUGGGGGAUCAAAACAUCUCCCUCCCCCGCUGCAGCUAUGUUUAUCAAGGUGAUGUUUGGGGCCGGCUGCUCCGUGCUGGUGAACACCUCUUGCAGGCUGGUGAACCUCACCGCCCACCUGAGGCAGAAAGCAGGGUUGCCCCCAGAUGCCUCUCUCCAUGUCCUCCCAGCGACCAUUGCUCUCCUGGCUGAGGACGGCAACCUAGUGAGCCUGGAGGAGGACCUGAAGGAAGGGGCUGCACGAACCCAAACCAUGGGCAACUCCCUGCUGAAGGAGCGAGCCAUAUAUGUCCUCGUUCGGACCAUCAGUAAGAGGGAGAGGACAUGGUCCCUACCCGCUAUGAGUCCCUGCUGGAGAACCUGGAUGACCAUUACCCAGAGCUGGCAGGUGAGUGUCAGGGUACAGCCCAGGGGGAGGGCACACCUUCUCCCUAGCCCCUACCAGCAGGACUUCCCGGGCCUUUCAGAGGAACUACGCAGGCUGUCAGGCCUCUCCUCUGCGGGCCACAACUGGAGGAAGCGCAUGGGCACCCGGCGUGGCUGUCAUGAGCAAAGCCCCACUUCAAGGCCCAGAAAGGUGAGCUCCCUGCCACCCAGGAGUUGCUAGCUGGGACCAGGAGCCAGGUACAGAGGAGAUAUGGACACCCAGGUAGACACCCAGAGUAGGACCCCUUCCUGUGGGAGGGACACAUACGAUGAGAGGCAGACCCUCAACAGCAACUCCACGCACCUAUACCCCCAGACGGAACACACUGUACCCUGAGACAGGUCCCCACCACCCCACUGGAAUGCCAGCUCACUAAGGGCUGGAAUGUCCUCAGGCUUCACAGAUGUGGCAUAGGGGCUGGCACACAGUAGGAGCUCAGUGCACAACUGCUGGACGAACUCAACGAAGGCGGCAGCAUGGUGUGUGAUGGCACGGCCCACACUGGGUUCAAAGGGCUUGUUCUUUCAUUCUGGCAGGCCCGGGGACCUGGCACACUACUGCCAACUAGCCAAGUUGGACUCAGACCCAAGGGGGUUAGCCAUGACCUCUGCCUUGUGUGAUCAGGUGCAAACAGACAGCAACCCAGCACGACUUCUCUUGCAGAAUCUGGAAUUGCUGAGAAGUUGCAUCAGCAAGAGGGGCAAGGUCAGACAGAAUUUAACGCUGCUGGGGCCACCUAAGCUGUGGGUGCAGAGAUGGGAUGUGGAGGCAGAGACAAGAAGGGUAGAGGUGGCAGGUAUCCCUGAGAAAGGGGAGAAGCAUGAGUUCAUCCCGGAAUUCCACCCUCAGAGUCAGAUGCCCUUGGGAUCACCUACUAAUGCCUCUCUACCACACUCUGGACUGCCCAAGGUAUCUGUCCUGUGCUACCCACAGUGCAGAUUGCAAAGGGCUCCUCCUCCCCACCCAGGGUCCUGAUUAAGGUGAUGGAUUGCACACUGUAGUGAGACAUCCAUCCUGACCCCACCUCAUCAGCCAGGGAGCUCCCUGAAGACAGGCCAUCGAGAGAGGCACACAACAGGCUGUGGUGUAAAAUAAACUUUUAAUUGCA